This is a messenger RNA of Pseudocercospora fijiensis CIRAD86, 819 nucleotides long. RefSeq lists its product as uncharacterized. The transcript has a single exon. The record is from RefSeq and is a predicted model, not a curated record. The coding region runs from base 1 to 819 and encodes 272 amino acids. Lineage: Eukaryota; Fungi; Ascomycota; Dothideomycetes; Mycosphaerellales; Mycosphaerellaceae.
AUGGCACAGUUCUUCAUCAAGCCCGAGGACUUCGCAUCCCUUAAGGACCAGGUCAUUGUUGUCACUGGUGGUUCUUCUGGCAUUGGACUGGCCACAGUAAAGCUAUUGCUGGAUACUGGAGCUCACGUAUUCAUGGGUGAUCUCCAAGAUGCGCCAGUAUCACAUGACAGAUUGACAUUCGUGCGGACGGAUGUUACUUCCUGGACAGCCUUGAAGAUACUGUUCAACACAGCAGCCACCAAGCAUGGCCGCAUUGACCACGUCUUUUCAAACGCAGGCAUCGGACCCAAGGUGAACUACCUCGACGAUCGAUACGAUGAAACUGGCGACCUCAAGGAGCCUGACACCAUCGUCUACGAUAUCAAUCUGCGAGGCAUGAUCAACACUUCCUACCUUGGUAUUCACUACAUGAAGAAACAGGAGCCCAAAGGCGGCAGUAUCGUAUGCACUGCAUCUGCAUCAUCAUUCCAGCGAUUCGAGGCUUGGGAUUACACAACAGCGAAGCAUGGCGUUUUAGGCUGGAUGCGUGGCGCAAUUCCAAAUUUCCAAGAAAACGAUCUUCCCAUUCGCGUAAACGCCAUUGGGCCAUCAUGGACCCUAACCGGCCUCGUGCCUCGCGAGCUGUUCGAGAACACCGGCAUUGAAACCCAAGAACCCGACGUCGUCGCUCGACAAGUCGCUGUGCUCAUGGCCGACAAGACCCGAACCGGGCAAUUCAUUUACUCCACCGCUGGAAGGAACUACGAAGUCGAGGAGAAAAUGUUGACGACUGCGUGGGAGAUAGUAAGUCUUCGUAGCGGUCUUGCGCGCCUCAUGUGA